AUGAGAUUCUUCAUCAUCCUUCUUUUGGCUCUUUUGGCUGUUACUGCUCUUGGUAAGACAGACUUUGUUAGUCAAAAGAUACAGUACUAUUUACUUUGAAAUACUUUUCAAAAUCUGUAUUAACUUUUUGAUAAAAAACCAAUAAUUCAUUUUACUAUACUAUAAAGUUGUAUGUAGGAGCUGCCCAUCACGGUAAGAAGCCAGUUCACAAGAAGCCAGCCCAACAUCCCCCAGCCCACAAAGCCCCAGCCAAAGCCGGUACUAAAGCUCCAUCUGGAACUGGUGCCACUUCAGCUGCCAAGACUACUGGUGCUGCUGCGGCCGCUACUACCGCCAAGGCUGCUUAA
Messenger RNA from Bursaphelenchus okinawaensis, 347 nucleotides. NCBI's taxonomy places the organism in Eukaryota, Metazoa, Nematoda, Chromadorea, Rhabditida, Aphelenchoididae. The record is from the annotation of a GenBank genome assembly.